Messenger RNA from [Torrubiella] hemipterigena, 1737 nucleotides. NCBI's taxonomy places the organism in Eukaryota, Fungi, Ascomycota, Sordariomycetes, Hypocreales, Clavicipitaceae. The record is from the annotation of a GenBank genome assembly.
AUGAGCGACUACGGCACGUACGGCGGCUCUGACGAAGAGUACGCGUCCAUCAAAAAGUGCAACGCUCUGCUGGAAUCCGAUGCGGAUAACUUUGAAAACUGGGAGGGCCUGAUCAAAGCUUGCGAAACCUUCGAGGGGGGCUUGAAUCGCAACUCCAGCCCGCAAGCACUUGCUUGCUUUCGCGACGCCUACGACCGAUUUCUUUUCAAAUUCCCUCUGUUGUUCGGGUACUGGAAGAAGUAUGCCGACCUUGAAUUUAAUAUUGCCGGCCCCGAAUCAGCUCAGAUGGUUUAUGAGCGAGGCUGCGCCAGCAUCACACAUUCAGUAGACCUCUGGACAGAUUAUUGCUCCUUCACGAUGGAGACUACCCACGACCCACGCAUCGUGAGAGAACUGUUCGAACGAGGCUCGAGCUUUGUGGGCUUGGACUUUCUAGCCCACCCGUUUUGGGACAAGUACAUUGAAUAUGAGGAGCGCCAGGAUGCUCAGGAUCGAGUUUUUGCGAUUCAUGCGCGAAUCAUCCGAAUCCCAAUGCACCAAUAUGCACGAUACUAUGAACGGUUUCGUGGCCUGAUCCACUCUCAGCCGCUGGCUGCGGCUAUUGAUCAAGAUACGCUGAGCCGCUUUCAAUCAGAAGUUGCAGCCGAAGGUGGAUCAGCACGCCCGGAACUCGAAAUCGAGCGAGAUAUCCGUGCCAAGAUUGAUACGAUGUACUACGAGGUCUUUACAUUGACUCAAAACGAGGUCACUAAGCGAUGGACAUACGAGUCGGAGAUUAAGCGCCCCUACUUUCACGUCACUGAGCUGGAGCAAUCACAACUUGUGAAUUGGAGAAAAUACCUGGACUUUGAGGAAUCAGAGGGCGACUUUCAAAGAAUUGUGUGCCUUUACGAGCGAUGCUUGGUAACAUGCGCAUUCUACGACGAAUUUUGGUUCCGUUACGCAAGAUGGAUGACUGCGCAAGGUAACAAGGAUGAAGACGCACGCAAUAUUUACAUCCGCGCGUCUACAAUGUUUGUUCCGCUUAGCCGCCCUGGCAUUCGGAUGCAAUGGGCAUACUUUGAAGAAAGCACUGGGCGUGUCGAUGUGGCGUUGGAUAUCCACGCUUCAAUACUGAUACAGCUACCAAGCUGCUUGGAGGUUAUUGUAUCAUGGGCCAAUGUUCAGCGUCGACAGAACGGCGUAGAAGCCGCCUGCCAAGUAUUCAAAGACCAGCUUGACUCCCCCAACCUCGAUCUCUACACUAAGGGCGCCGUGGUUGGCGAGUGGGCUAACCUACUCCGAAACUCCCAAGGCUCUGCGGAAGAAAUCCGUGGCAUCUUCACGAAAAAUGUCCAGCAAUACUCGGAUAGUCGCAUCUUUUGGGAUAGAUGGUUUAACUUUGAGCUAGACCAGAGCGGCAGCGAUCAGAGCAAGAACAUGAAGCAUAUAUUCGACGAGAUGCGUUCGAAAAGCAGCCUCUCUUUGGCUACUAAGAAGGAGCUUGCCCAGAUUUACAUGUCGUACCUGGUUCAACAAGGUGGCAAGGACGCGAUGAAGCUCUUUAUCCAGGUGGACAGAGAGAUGUUUGGCCCAGCAUCAGUGUCAUUCAAAGCAUCAUCAAAUCCUAAGCAAAACGGGUCUUCAGCUGAGCUAGAUGAGGCAUCACGCCUGAAAGCCGAAACAAGAUACCUGGCCUUUUAUGAGGCGCAGGGCGAACCAGCCGCAGAUGCGCAGGGCCAAGUUGACUUCAACUAA